This is a messenger RNA of Cercopithifilaria johnstoni, 201 nucleotides long. Lineage: Eukaryota; Metazoa; Nematoda; Chromadorea; Rhabditida; Onchocercidae. The record is from the annotation of a GenBank genome assembly.
AUGGGGACAGCAGCAACUAACGCUGAUCGUAAGGAAAACGAGUCGAGUCGAGCUGAGUCGAGUGGGAUGCCGACCGGCACAAUGGGAGUUUUGGUACGGAAAUCAGAGCAAAAGGAGACCAAACAGGGUUGGGGAUACAAACGACUACUCACAAAAGAACGGGAGAAGAGGUAUGGUAUGGAUGGAUGGAUGAAUGGAUAG